Molecule: messenger RNA, 3637 nt
Organism: Linum trigynum
Lineage: Eukaryota; Viridiplantae; Streptophyta; Magnoliopsida; Malpighiales; Linaceae
Source: the annotation of a GenBank genome assembly
CCUAAAAUUGAAUUUUUCCAAAAAAUUCCAAAAACAGACGGUGGGCCGAAAAUUUCCAACAGCAGGAGCCAGGCUGAGCCAAAAAUAUCUUGUGGCUCAGCCUGGCUCCGACCACCGAUUUCCGUCGGCCCAGCCUGGUUCCGGCCGUCGGAAUUUUUCGGCCCGGCCAGGUUCCGGCGGCCGAAAAUUUUCGGCCCACCGUCUGGUCGUUUCAAAUCGGCGGAAAAAUUGUUCGAAACUACAAAAAAUUUACGCACCUGCUUAGUGAUGAUUCAUGGAUGCAUGUACGCAGUAUAUGUCGAGGAUAGACUUUCCCGAUGAUUUUCCGGUGAAUUUUCCGGCGACCGUCGAAUUUUUCUGAUUCAAUACGUUCUCUGAAAGUUGGAUAUGUUGUAGAUUGUGAAACUCCUUAACCAAAGAUGUACAUAUAUACUUUUUAUUUUUUUGUUGGCGGCAAGUAGCAAUUUGGUUGGCGGCAAAUAGCAAGCCCAUAAUAUUAUACAUGUAUUGUCGAAUUUGAUACAUUGUAGAAUACAACGUUUGGUAUGUGUUUUGUAUGUCGCAUCAGCUAAAAAUUGAGACAAAACAAUCACAACUCAACUAUCUCAACAAUCACAACUAAAAGUUGAGAUAUAACAAUUACUCAAACUGAGUGAUAGUUUCUGUCACAUAAUAGAAACAAUCCAUGUAUUGUUUUUGCUAAAAAACAAAAACAAAAAACGAUGCAUUGUAAACAAUACAUGUAUAAUGACAAUCUCAAUAAAACAAUCGUAAGUUUGGCAUUGUAAACAAUACAUGUAUAAUGACAAUCUCAACAAAACAAUCGUAACUUCCAAACCAAUCUUAAAUGAUUUUAAACUUUGAAUAAAUUGAAAGCGCAAAUGUAAAAAUUUGACUAAAGGAUCAUACCAAAUGUUUUAACGGUGUAUGGAGGGGUGAGUCAUUUCCAUGAACAGAGUUGGACUAGCACCACCAUUGAUCAGGAUCAAUCCCACCCAAAACAAAGACGACAUCUCUUUUUAUCUCUUUUCUUUCCAAUUCCCAACAUGGAAAGGAUAACAGGAAUCACCCCUGUUGAAAAACGACGAAUGAAGCAUCAAAUCUACUCACUAUUCCACUGGGAUGAAAUGUGAACCAUGUGUCUGUCUGAAAAGUGAGAAUCACUUCCGAGUAAAAAAAGAAUGGCUUUCCUUGCAUGCAUUUGAGUGAAUGUGAUUCCAUGUACUUUUCAAGCAUAACAACCCUUGAAAUUGGGUUCAAACCCCAUCAUCUACAUAUCAACAAAGAAGAACAAGUAACACAUGUGCCUUGUCUCAUCAUAAACCAACUAUGCAAUUCGAAAGCGUAACAGGGCUCGAGUUUGCAAUGUGGCCUGACGAUCAUAGAAGCAGAGAUGCACUUCGAUGCAUCUCAUCUCUCGUCGUUGGAUCGAAUUCGUCGAAUCCGGCAAUGGCGCCAUCAAAAACACCGUCCUGCAAAUAACCCUGAAACACACCAUAGAGCACAAUCUUAGCCCCUGUAAUCUCUAAAAUAUCUUUCACUAAUGAUCGUGAUUCUCUGUCCCGAUCCGUUGCACACCCGCUAGUUAUUAGCACAUGACCCCUCAACUUGGAUAGUACUUAGUAGUCUAGUGGUCUAAUUAACUAUUGGGUUAAUUGUAUUGGGUAAAACAAAUCCUCAUUUGACCGGUAACGUGGUAGCGCCGCCCGAGACAGAGAGCUGAGUUUUUCAAAUCCGCCUCCCGUUAUAUCUCGUCCGACGACCGAAACCCAGAAAUAGAGAGGAAGGAAAUGGCUGUCACUAAACGGCCGAACGCCGGCGCAAUCGCCCCGCUCUUUCUCCUAUCGACGGCCGCAUUAAUCCUCGCCUGCGCAAUCGCCACCUCACACCUCCCCAUCGAGGAAGCCACCGUCGAACAAAUCCAGCAGGCAUUCGCCCAAAAUCAGCUCACAUCCAAACAGCUGGUCAACUUCUACUUUGACCAGAUCCGGGCCCUGAAUCCCCUGCUCCGCGGGGUGCUGGAGGUCAACCCGGACGCGCUCCGGCAAGCGGAGCAGGCAGAUCGCGAGAGGGCGGCUGGCCGUUCGUUGGGCGAUCUGCACGGGAUCCCGAUCCUGCUGAAGGACGGGAUCGGGACGAAAGACGCGCUCAACACGACGUGUGGGUCGUACGCUCUGCUGGGCUCCGUGGUGGCGCGUGACGCCGGGGUGGUGGAGCGUCUGCGGUCAGCCGGGGCGGUGAUACUGGGGAAGGCCAGCCAGAGCGAGUGGUACAACGUCCGGUCGUUCUCGAUUCCCGGCGGCUGGUGUGCCCGAAGCGGUCAGGCCGUGAACCCUUACGUGGAAGGCGGGAAUCCAUGUGGGUCGAGCAGCGGGUCGGCCGUAUCGGUAGCAGCCAACAUGGUCGCCGUCUCACUAGGAACAGAGACCGACGGUUCGAUCCUCUGCCCGGCUGACCGCAACUCGGUGGUCGGGAUCAAACCAACCGUCGGGCUAACCAGCCGGGCCGGAGUGAUUCCAAUCUCCCCUCGUCAGGACACAAUCGGGCCUAUAUGCAGGACAGUGUCCGACGCGGUGUACGUUCUCGAAGCGAUCGUGGGCUACGAUCCUCGAGACCACGAAGCGACGAAAGAGGCAGCUGGGUUUGUACCCUUGGGCGGGUACAAGCAGUUUCUGAAACGGGAUGGACUCAGGGGGAAGAGGAUAGGCGUAGUGAGGAGUCCGUUCUUGGAUUCUGUCAAUGAUUCGACCGUUUUAACCGCGUUCGAGCUCCACCUCAAGGUGUUUAGGCGAGGAGGUGCGACAGUGGUGGAUCAUCUGGAGAUUGCCGAGAUAAAUGUGAUUCUGGAUCCGUUUAAGAGCGGGGAAGUUCCUGUCUUGAUGGCGGAGUUCAAGGUUGGGAUCAAUCAGUACCUCGAAGAGCUCAUCGAAUCGCCUGUUAGGUCCCUGGCAGACAUCAUCGCUUUCAACAUCAACAAUCCGGAGCUGGAAAACAUGAAGGAGUAUGCACAGGACCUGUUGGUUGCAGCUGAAACGACAAACGGUAUAGGGGAGCAGGAAGUCGGAGCGAUACAGUUAAUGGAGAAUCUGUCGCUAGAAGGCUUCGAAGGACUGAUGAAGCAGCACCAGUUAGAUGCUAUGGUGACGUUCGGCGCAGAUGCUGCUCCGGUGCUGGCUAUGGGAGGAUACCCUGCAAUUUCAGUCCCUGCUGGUUAUGAUGGCAAGGGAAGCCCCUUUGGGAUUGCUUUUGGAGGAUUGAAAGGCACCGAGCCGAAGCUGAUCGAGAUUGCUUAUGCCUUCGAGCAGGCCACCAACAUCCGCAGACCUUCAAAGCUGCAAUGUGAAAUUUGAGUGUCUUUCCAUCCACUUACACUUUCCUUCUAGUAGUUCUGCUUUGCUUUAGUGCCAAAUCAAAAGGUUCCCUUUGAGAUGCCCCAAUGGUAUGUAUCGCGAUCGCUAUUCCUAGAUUUGAAUGAAUAAAACUCAGCCAUCAAUGCACUGUUAUUUGCAGCAGAAGGGAAAAGAUGAAAAGGGCAGAUGAUUGCAAUGAGGAAUAUCAGAAAUGUACUACUUAUAUAUCAUAUCAUAGCUGAGAAAUGGGUUCUGUUGAUCACCAAUAACAAAAGGCAUAAGCUUUC